Molecule: messenger RNA, 2070 nt
Organism: Micropterus salmoides (largemouth bass)
Lineage: Eukaryota; Metazoa; Chordata; Actinopteri; Centrarchiformes; Centrarchidae
Product: 14-3-3 protein epsilon
Exons: 7
Coding region: 143-865 (240 amino acids)
Biological process (GO): signal transduction
Cellular component (GO): cytoplasm
Source: RefSeq, a predicted model, not a curated record
UCUUUACGCCAGUGCUACCGGUGGGUCUUCGGUUCAGCGGAGCGUCACUGCUGUUGCUGAUCCACCACCAGGACUCGAAGAGCAGCCGAUAAUCCUCCUUUUCCACCGGGACCUUGCGAACGGUCCCAAAUACCCGAGCACCAUGGCAGACAGAGAGAACCUAGUAUACCAGGCAAAACUCGCCGAACAAGCGGAGAGAUACGAUGAAAUGGUGGAGUCGAUGAAGAAAGUGGCCAGUAUGGACGUGGAGCUGACGGUAGAGGAGAGGAACCUGCUGUCAGUAGCGUAUAAGAACGUGAUAGGAGCCAGAAGAGCUUCCUGGAGGAUAAUCAGCAGCCUCGAACAGAAAGAAGAAAACAAAGGCGGAGAAGACAAACUAAAGAUGAUCCGAGAAUACAGGAAAACGGUUGAGAAAGAGCUGAAAUCAAUCUGCAACGACAUUCUGGAUGUACUGGACAAGCACCUCAUCUUAGCUGCAGUCACGGGAGAAUCUAAGGUUUUCUAUUACAAAAUGAAGGGAGAUUACCACAGGUACCUGGCAGAGUUUGCCACAGGCAAUGACAGGAAGGAGGCAGCCGAGAACAGUUUGGUUGCUUACAAAGCUGCUAGCGACAUCGCCAUGAUGGAACUCCCUCCAACGCACCCUAUUCGUCUGGGAUUGGCCCUGAACUUUUCAGUUUUCUAUUAUGAAAUCCUCAACUCGCCAGACCGUGCUUGCAGGUUGGCGAAGGAAGCAUUUGAUAAUGCCAUUGCAGAACUGGAUACGCUGAGCGAGGAAAGCUAUAAGGACUCAACACUUAUCAUGCAGUUGCUACGUGACAACUUGACACUAUGGACCUCAGACGUGCAGGGUGAUGAUUCUUAAGGACAGCCUCCUUCCUUCACUCUUCCUCCAUUAUAGAAGUGUAUUUUGUGAAGAACAGAACAAAGAAGCACUGCAAGAUGCGGAGGAAGAGACCCCGCGAGACUGAACACCACAAGACAAGCCCCCCUCCUCCUCCUCUUCCUCCAUUCUGUCCUCCCAGCACUAGCUCCUGUCCCCAGCCACAGUUUUCAGCUGGGUUUAUACUGCAGCCCACACUAUUUCUCUACCUUUUCCUCUUUUUCUACCCACCUGUCUCAACCUUUCUCCUCGUAUGCACGUCAUCUCCCAAUCCCCCUCAGGGCCCGCUGGGGUCUUCAUCUCCACUCCCCAGGGGCGUUGUCUUAUUUUUGAUGACUGAAUUUGCAAGCCUGUACCCUUUAAGGUUCAUGUCCUAUUUUACUGUUUUUAUUUUGCUUUACUUUGCUGUUUCAUCUGUUGCCAAGUACGCUUGCCUGUAUUUGUAACACACACAUGCAAGAGUUUAUUUAAAGACAAUAAUUUGCUGUUCAACUUUUUCCUGUGUAUGUCUUUAUGAACAAUAUAUUGUCCAUGCUUCUGUAAGUCAGUCAGUUUUGAAACAUUUCAGUUUGCAAAUCGAGGAAAUAUAGCAGUGAUUGAAGGUUUAAAAGGGAUGUGUUAAAGCUUUUAGGAAGAACCAAGUGCCCUCUUUACUUUGUGGUUACCAAACCUGCUCCUUCAACACAUCAAUAGGUCUUUUGUUUAUUUUUCUUAAAACAAACAGCAGAAUGUCCCCAAUCUUUGAGCAUCACUGACCUCUAUCCUUGUCCACUCUCAGACAAAGUAUUGUGCUGCGAGGCUGUAGCGCUUUUGCUAAUGGCAGAUAAUUAGUUAGGUAAUGGCUAUUUAGCAGACAAACUGUGCGUGUGUGUGUGCGCGCGUGGGAGGGGAAUAAUCAACACAUGAUUGUAAUGUAAUGCAGUUUUGCAUUGGCACUAUAUAUAUAUAUAAAAAAGGUUUGGGAAAUGGAGGCCUGCUGUAUCUUUACUCCCUUGACUUUCAGGUUUCCUCAUCUCAACUCUGUCUCUUUCCCCUCAUUUCCUCUCUUCCUUCUGUUCAUUAUGUGUAACGUGAAUCUGAUUUGUACUACUGGAUGUUCUCACCGGAGCCACAAGUACCAUCUGUAUUCUUACUGAAACACAGCAUGGAAUUAACAUUAAACUUCAAAGUGAAAAAUGUUAAAUUAA